Molecule: messenger RNA, 1336 nt
Organism: Suricata suricatta (meerkat)
Lineage: Eukaryota; Metazoa; Chordata; Mammalia; Carnivora; Herpestidae
Gene: CHMP4A
Product: charged multivesicular body protein 4A
Exons: 6
Coding region: 133-1044 (303 amino acids)
Biological process (GO): late endosome to vacuole transport via multivesicular body sorting pathway; vesicle budding from membrane
Cellular component (GO): multivesicular body; ESCRT III complex; cytoplasmic side of plasma membrane
Source: RefSeq, a predicted model, not a curated record
AGAUUUCAUCAGGCUCUGCCACAGAAACACCCCUGACUGUGAUCCCUUGUGCUCACCCCAUCCUCGCCCUGUUUUCUGAACUCUGUGAAGGGCCCGAAGAACUCUUCCACUGGCCCCCAAGAAGUGGGAUGCAUGACCCUGCACAUUCCCUUUCAGGAAAACAAAUACUGUGCUUUUGGGGGUGCGGGUAGGGCGGCCUUUUUAGAGUCAAAAAACGGAGCGGCCGCUUUAAGAGGAGUGAGUGGGUUGGGGGCUGGUGCCUGGGGUCACGUGGCAGAAGUGGCCUCGUUGGCUCCAGUUGAUGAUGUCGCCGCGGUGCCCCAAGGAGGGAUUGGCCCAGGCCAGUCUCUGAGAGAUGAGACCGCACCCUCCCGGGAACCAGGCGGAAGUUGCAGGAAGCCGCGGAGAAGAGGGAAGAAGGAGAAGGGGCCAACCCCUGAAGAGGCAAUACAGAAACUGAAGGAGACAGAGAAGAUAUUGAUCAAGAAACAGGAGUUUCUGGAGCAGAAAAUUCAACACGAGCUACAAAUGGCCAAGAAGCAUGGGACCAAGAAUAAGAGAGCCGCCCUACAGGCUUUGCGGAGGAAGAAAAGAUUCGAACAGCAGCUGGCACAAACCGAUGGGACAUUGUCUACCCUGGAGUUUCAGCGUGAGGCCAUUGAGAAUGCUACCACCAAUGCAGAAGUGCUUCGGACCAUGGAGCUUGCUGCCCAAGGCAUGAAGAAGGCCUACCAGGACAUGGACAUUGACAAGGUGGAUGAACUGAUGGCCGACAUUACAGAACAACAGGAGGUGGCCCAGCAGAUCUCAGAUGCCAUUUCUCGGCCAGUGGGCUUUGAUGUAGAUGAGGAUGAACUGUUGGAGGAGCUAGAGAGGCUGGAGCAGGAGGAAUUGGCCCAGGAGUUGUUAGAAGUAGGCGACAAGGAGGAAGAACCUCCCAUCAAACUGCCCAGUGUACCCUCCGCACAUCUGCCUGAAGGGCCAGCUCCCAAAGCGGAUGAAGAUGAAGAAGCACUAAAGCAGUUGGCUGAGUGGGUAUCCUGAUGAGUCUGGGCUUGUUUUCCUGGCACUGCCUUCAUUGGUCUCUUUUCCUUAAGUGCCAAGUGCUAAGCUAAAGGAACACAGCCUUUUGGAGAGGUCCUGCUGAGGGUGAUAGUGACCCUGCCUGAAAAAGGGUUGUUGCCCUCCCCUCCCUGGCUCAACUCUGAACGAGAAUGUUGGUGCAAGAGGAGCCCCUUGGCUCCCUUCUCUUUGAUAACAAUAACGGUGCCCUUGUUCCCAAUAAAAUCAGGCAGAUGGAACCCUAGUGUUUAUACUGCCUCAUCUACACCUGAAA